This is a messenger RNA of Symbiodinium necroappetens, 945 nucleotides long. Lineage: Eukaryota; Dinophyceae; Suessiales; Symbiodiniaceae. The record is from the annotation of a GenBank genome assembly.
AUGGGGCUUGAGCUCAAGGAACGUAAAGCUGCAGGAGAAGAUGUUGCAUAUUCCUUGGAGCUGUUCUCAACUGCAACAUUACUUGAGACGCCCCAAGCAGUUGUACAACUGCACGAAGACUACAUCAAAGCAGGUGCCACAGUGAUUACAACUGCCUCGUACGCAGUGACCCGGUUCUACUUGGACAAAGUUGGUCAGGCACGUCGUGUGAAGGAACUCAACCAGUUGUGUGUUGCUUUGGCAAGGAAGGCCAUCGCCGCAACAGACAGCGCCUCGAGUGUUUUGGUCGCUGGUUGUGUGCCACCACUGUCAGAAAGCUAUCGCGCAGACCUUGUGCCGCAUGAUGGUCAAUUGAAGGAACAAUACGCAGAGAUCAUCGACUCAUUGACGGGAUCAGACAUUUUCCUUUGUGAGACCAUGUCGUCCAUGCGUGAGGCUGCAGUGUCCGUGCCGAUGUGCGUUGCGACGGGAACACCAACAUGGGCAUCAUUCACUCUGAAGCAUGACAAGGAGGACCGCUUAUGCAUCCCUGAUGGCACCGAUGUGGAAACAGUUGUCAAAAAGACCGUGGCGAUGGGUGUCGACGCCGUGCUUUUCAAUUGCUGCGCGCCCGAGCUGAUCUCAGAGGCACUACCCAAAGCUUCAGCUGCCCUAAACGGAGCUUCGUAUGUCAGGCUCGGAGGAUAUGGCAAUGCUUGGGAGGAAUGUGACCGUGACCACUGGACAAUUGAUCAAAACGAAUCGCAUGUGGGUGCCAAUGACCACGGGACGCAUGGCAUGGUGGUAAGGGACCUUCGUGAGGAACACUACGUGGAGCAAGUUCAGGAAUGGCUGCAGAGUGGGGCGAGCAUAGUUGGAGGUUGCUGCGGCAUCUCACCAUCCCAUAUUCGAGCCAUCUACCAGGACAUGAACCCACAGCAUGCCAAUGAGCAUGAGCACCAGUGA